Messenger RNA from Aspergillus steynii IBT 23096, 729 nucleotides. RefSeq lists its product as uncharacterized. NCBI's taxonomy places the organism in Eukaryota, Fungi, Ascomycota, Eurotiomycetes, Eurotiales, Aspergillaceae. Bases 1 to 729 code for a protein of 242 amino acids. The record is from RefSeq and is a predicted model, not a curated record. The transcript is spliced from 5 exons.
AUGUCGGCUACUAUUCGCUCUAAAAUCGUCGACCUUGAUGAAUUAAUUCCUAUGCCUGGGGAUAUUCAACAGGAAGACAAGGAUGUGGAGUGUUUAAUUCCAUGGAUAUUUCGGCAUGCCACUACUGCCGAUGAGAAGAAUUCACACUGCCGAAAAGUGUCCGAGAAGCAGCGUUUUGGGCACUUUAUAGGAUCACAGGGUAUGAUGCUAAGGGCACUCAUGAAACCCAUCUAUUGCAAUCUUGAAGGUAUCAAGCGUGGAGAACCUGAAAAUUCAUUGAAAAACACAAUAGGUGGCAAGCAAUUUGGCACUAGAUUAGAAGGCGCAGUCACUCUUGGGCCGCGAGCUGAAUGCCUGCCGUUAAUACCUUACACCGGGUGGUUUGAAGGACAGACAUGGAGUCAAUUUCUGGGAGAAACUCUCAGUGUAAUGUUGGGACAGCUUGCUGCCAGCAUGAGUAUACAAAGUGAAAGCAGGGGCUUCCAGGACCAGGAAACUUUUGCCAUUGGCUUUCAUGGACUUCAUAUCCAUAUUGCCUGCGGGGUUUUCACAGCCGAUAGUAUUUCCAAAGUGCAAAGAGAGGGGUGUUCUAAAGAUGAUAUUUUUGACCUGAGUUUCACGCGGGGAUAUAAUCUCUGUGUGAAGGAAGACUGGCUAGAAGCCACGCGUGCCUUGUCAAGGUUAUUCCGAUACCUCCUGAGCCGAGAGUCUAGACCUCCGGGGAAGUAA